CCCGCCCCCUUUCUUACGGUUGCUUCUGCGAAGGUGCGGGGUUUCUUCAGGAACAUGGCCGACGUGUCGUUGGAUGAACUGAUCAGAAAAAGAGGAAUGGCGGUGGGAAUGGGCACGUUCAGCCGGGUGAAUAAUAGAGGGGCUAUGGGAGGUAUGAGAUCCAGGAUCCAACCUACAACGGUCAGUCGUGUACCGGCCCCCAAUUUCCAGAGAACGUUUGAUGCUCGUCAGAAAAUAGGCGUUACAGAUGCCCGAUUAAAGCUAGGGAUAAAAGAUGCCCGUGAGAAAUUGGUUGCAAAAGAUGCUCGUUUCCGUAUAAAGGGUAAAGUGCAAGAUGCUCGUGAGAUGCUGAAUUCUAGAAAGCAGCAAGUUGUUGGAGGAAACUCUACCAAAGUGAUGGAUGCUCGGGAAAAGCUAAGUCUGAAGAGGCGUGCGCCGGCCAUUACUAUGAACUCGCCUCUGGCACAGGGUUCCUCAGCCAUGAACAUUACCAAGACCAUCCAGGUUUCACAGCCAAAGUUAAUGUCCUCAGGUCUAACGGACACAGUUAAAGGAAUGCGAAUAAAUGUUGUCAACCACCAACUUGGGAAACAGGUCUCCUCUCCACAUGAUGUAGAUGAUGAUGGUAUGGAUGAUGAGCUGGAACUUUCCCACGUCCCCACAAAACAGAUGAAGAUCACAGCUGCCAGCCCUGUGCAGAAAAGGCCAGGAAUAUCUGGAAACUCAUUCUCACUUGGGCAAACAUUACCUCUCACUAAAGUGGUACAGAAUGAUGCAUACACAGCUCCGAUGGCUGCACAGUCCGCCUCUGCAGCACCUUUACUGCACACUAAGACGCUAACCAAUGUGUCUCGUAUACUUGUCACAAAGGAGGCUAAUUCUUCAGUACAGCCAUCGUCAACUGAGUCUGUUUUCAGCCCUUUAGAAGGCACCAAAAUGACUGUUAAUAAUUUGCACCCAAGAGUCUCAGAGGAAGAUAUUGUGGAGCUUUUCUGUGUAUGUGGAGCCUUGAAACGUGCCCGCUUGUUGAGCCCAGGAGUUGCAGAAGUUGUGUUUGUGAGAAAGGAAGAUGCAGUUGGUGCCUACAAAAAAUAUAACAACAGAUACCUAGAUGGACAACCAAUGAAAUGCAAUCUUCAUUUGAAUGGCAAUGUGAUUACAUCAGACCAGCCCAUCCUUUUAAGAUUAAGUGACACACCCUCAACAACAAAGAAGGAAGGUGAAUCUAGAAGAAAUGCCACAUCGUCCUCCAGUGCUGCUUCUAAUCCUUCAGCUGAAGUUGACCCCGAUACUAUCCUAAAAGCACUCUUCAAAUCCUCAGGGUCAACAGCAAUUGUCCAGCCAACUGCAUUCAAGAUUAAGCUCUGAAACCAACGCAUGUUGGAAACAGUAAUGGCAGACAUUUCAGAGAAUACUCUGACCAGUUCUCGGAUGUGCCCAGAGAUUGUAGAACAAAGACUUUAUUUUGCUUCCUGAGGUUUUGUUUAGCGCUGAUCACCAGCAGGUAGUUAUUGUUGGAAGGAUUCUGGUAGAAAUUGGACAAUCAUUCCUCUUCCCAGUAUUGUAGUACAGUCUGUGGGGGCAGUUGUAUUAAAAAUUUCAGUUUUCCCUUUGUUCUAGUAUUCUGAUACAGCACGGUUCUGGUUCUACUGUUUCUGUUAUGGGAAACUAAAUGCUAAAUGUACAGUAAGCUGCAUAACUUGUUUGAAAUUCUUCAAUCUGUUUUUACUUCUUAAAAGGAAAUCUGUUGAUGUUUUGUAGUUAUUGUUAUCUAUUUAGAUCGCUACAAGAGGAUUUGAUAUUGAAGUUGGCAUGACAAGAGUUCAAUCCAUAUGGACGUCAUAUGUCUUUUUUUUUUUGCAUACCUAUGUGCUUGAAUUGAUGAAAACCGAGGAGUAAUGCACACUGUGAGUUUUUGUACAGACCAACAGUCUGAUGUGUGAAACAAACCAUUGACUUUAAUGGGUCCUUGUGUAGUCUGUUACACACAGACUGAAAAUAUGCCUGUCUGAAUCAUGCCUAAAUAUCUAUACUGAAACGUUCAUAUUUUUUUUUCCUCCACAAACUCAUUUGGAUGGUCUUACUCUUUAAAAAGUAUAUCCAUCUUAAAUCUACUUAUAUAUUUUUUCAUGAUCUGUUGUGAGUGGUUUUUGGUGAUUGUACUAUUCCUAUGUAUCUACAUAAUAACUUUUAUUUGUGACUUGC
Messenger RNA from Bufo gargarizans (Asiatic toad), 2205 nucleotides. RefSeq names its product DNA polymerase delta interacting protein 3 (gene POLDIP3). Gene Ontology annotation, biological process: mRNA export from nucleus. The coding region runs from base 55 to 1368 and encodes 437 amino acids. Gene Ontology annotation, molecular function: mRNA binding. The record is from RefSeq and is a predicted model, not a curated record. Gene Ontology annotation, cellular component: nucleus. The transcript is spliced from 9 exons. NCBI's taxonomy places the organism in Eukaryota, Metazoa, Chordata, Amphibia, Anura, Bufonidae.